AUGUUCGACACGGCUUAUGUUGCCUUGUUGGUUGCUGUCAGGUGUUGUAACAGUGGGAGCAGCAACAACCUGAAGCUGGUGGGGCACACCAGCCUUACCAACAUAUUCAGCUUCGGCCCGGCGCCGCCGGCCGUCGAUCGGUCGGCGCUGGACCGCUGCUUCUGCCAGCUGGAAGGCCAGGUGGACGACUGUGAGUGUAAUGUGGAUACCGUGGACUUCUUCAACAAUGUCAAGAUCUUCCCUCGGCUGCAGUCGCUGCUAGUCAAGGAUUUCUUUCGUUUUUACAAGGUGAACCUGCGGCGCCAGUGUCCGUUCUGGGAGGAUGACGGUAGCUGCUCGCAGACUACCUGCCGCGUCCGGUGCUGCGCCGAGGAGGAAGUGCCCAUCGGCUUAAAGGCUGCUGCAUCUGCACCGAAGACGGAAGAAAAGCCAAGUUACAAGUACACCGAAGCUGCCCAGACGGCGGAGGACGCGGGCUGCGACGGCGAGUCGCUGGGUGACCUCAACACCACCAUCAGCGCGUCUCGCCAGCGGCGCCUGGACAACUGGACGGCGCAUGACGACGCGCUGGACAGCUUCUGCGACAUGGACGACGAGUCGUCGGCCGACAUGCAGUUCGUGGACCUGCUGCUGAACCCGGAGCGGUUCACGGGCUACCGGGGCGUGUCCUCCACGCGCGUCUGGUCGGCCAUCUACGACGAGAACUGCUUCAAACCGAAAGUCAGUAGUCCCGAGAACAAGUACGGCCCAAUCGUCGAUGCGUCAAACCUCGGAGCCGACCCUUUCCUGAUGGGCCUGUGUCUGGAGGAGCGCGUGUUCUACAGGGCCAUAUCGGGCCUGCAUACCAGCAUUACCGUCCAUCUCUGCAGCGAGUACCUGCUCUCAGAGGGGUGCCGCGGUCUGGGCCAGCUGGCGCCUGAGGUGGCCCGCUGGGGCCCGAACGCUGCCGAGUUCCACCGGCGAUUCGACCCGGAGCUGACCGGCGGCCACGGGCCUCGCCGCCUCAAGAACCUCUACUUCGUGUACCUGCUGGAGCUGCGCGCGCUGGCCAAGGCGGCGCCCUAUCUGACGCAGCUCGAGUACUUUACUGGCAACGCCGAGGAGGACGACGAGGUGCGCCAAGCGGUCAGAGACAUCCUGCCCGUCAUCAGCGACUUCCCGAGUCACUUCAACGAGUCGGUGCUGUUUCGCGGCGGCCAGGAGGCGCGCAAGCUUAAGACCGAGUUCCGCGAGCACUUCCGCAACAUCUCGCGCAUCAUGGACUGCGUCGGCUGCGAGAAGUGCAAGCUCUGGGGCAAGCUCCAGACCCAGGGCUUAGGCACGGCUCUGAAGAUCCUGUUCUCUGGCAAGUUCGACAAUCCGGACGUGUUUAAGGAGGGCUCGCCCAAGCGACAGAAGUUUCAGCUGUCCAGGAAUGAGAUUGUUGCGCUAUUUAACGCCUUUGCAAGACUCUCCACCAGCGUGAGGAACCUCGAGAAGUUCCGGGACCUGGAGAGGUGAUGCGGCGCCCCGGCGGCCGCGCCCAGGUGGCGGGGGAGGCGUGCGCUCCCUGAUGGCAGUGGGAGGGGGCUGCCCUGCACCGCUGACGGAGCCGCUGCCGGAGCGGCGCCAGAUGACGGUGUUGUGAUACACCAACGGCCGGUGGUGACAGCAGGAGGCCGCGUCAGCUGGCCGCCAGGACAAGGGGCACGAUGGGGAGGAGAGGGGCAGGGGCAUGAGGUGUCCGACUGUGUGCAGAGAUGGCUGGCGUCGCUGCCCAGGGCGGGUCGGGCCCUCCAACGUUGAACCACACAAGGACAUCGGUCUGGGUCGAAUGAUGUGGCACAGUUGCAUUUCUUGGCGUGGGAUCGCUGUGAUGGUGGGACCGUCACAGCGAAAAGCUUUAUGGGGUCUCCUGUUUUCGUUUUUACUUGUUCGCUUUGUUUCGUCGUGUUACGUUUCCAGUUUUAUCGCGAGCGCUUUUGCAUGUGCGUCAAUUCGGUGUCAUGUUACGUCGUAAGAUGUUAAUGCUGCAGCCGGUAUGUGUUUGCAUGCCGAGGAUGCGGGUACGAUGAGCGCUGGAGGCGUGUCUUGGCCUAAAGUGACGUGUUUGAAAAGAGCACAUUGUGCCGCAGGCGCGGGCGCAGUUUACGUAUGUUUGUGAUCUUCGUGUUAAUUUAUCGCUGGGUGUAAGCGCUCGUGAUUUGAGGCAUAAUUAUGUUGGCGGCUGCGUUCUACAUCCGAAUCGUAACUUUUCUCAGGUAUCAGUCAGCGUGCGCAUUCCUCGCAGAUUCGCAGAUUCGCACACUUCUUUCGGCCGUUUCGAGCGUUUUGCGGCGCCGCCUUUGGCGUAUGGAAUCGGAGUUAUACGGCCUGGCGCACUCGCACACCCCGCAUCGUUUACAUGCAUAAUCAUAUAGACGUACUGCAUUGACGAGGCUUGUCCAUGCACCAAGCGGUAGGCCAGUGUGAAGCACUCAAGCCAAACGCCCGCACGUGCGCUACUGGCGCCGUCUGGACUAGCCGUGUCUGGGCUGGCCAUGUCUGGACUGGCCGUGUCUGGGCUGGCCAUGUCUGGACUGGCCGUGUCGUGGCUCGCCGUGUCUGGCUCGCCGUGUCUGGCCUGUCGUGUCUGGCUUGUCGUGUCUGGCUCGCUGUGUCUGGGCUGGCCAUGUCUGGCUCGCUGUGUCUGGGCUGGCCAUGUCUGGCUGGCCGUGUCUGGCUGGCCGCGCCAACGGCGGCUCUGCCUCCACCCUGCGCUACCACGGUCAUCUCCAGCAGUAUCGGUGGCUCUGGUCGGCACGGGUUGACCGGUGGAGCGUGACGCCGCGUCUCUGUCUCGAAAUGAAGGUGGCAGUGGGUGUCGGACCGGCACGCACACCCUGCUCCUGCAGGGACAAGUGCCUGCACUGCUGAGAGUGGGGGGGGGGGGGGCU
Pollicipes pollicipes is the source of this 2915-nucleotide messenger RNA. Its product is annotated as ero1-like protein. The coding region runs from base 1 to 1500 and encodes 499 amino acids. Gene Ontology annotation, biological process: protein folding in endoplasmic reticulum. The record is from RefSeq and is a predicted model, not a curated record. Gene Ontology annotation, cellular component: endoplasmic reticulum; endoplasmic reticulum membrane. NCBI's taxonomy places the organism in Eukaryota, Metazoa, Arthropoda, Thecostraca, Pollicipedomorpha, Pollicipedidae. Gene Ontology annotation, molecular function: FAD binding; protein-disulfide reductase activity; thiol oxidase activity. The transcript is spliced from 15 exons.